This is a messenger RNA of Mytilinidion resinicola, 1288 nucleotides long. RefSeq names its product DUF1749-domain-containing protein. NCBI's taxonomy places the organism in Eukaryota, Fungi, Ascomycota, Dothideomycetes, Mytilinidiales, Mytilinidiaceae. The record is from RefSeq and is a predicted model, not a curated record. The transcript has a single exon. The coding region runs from base 194 to 1126 and encodes 310 amino acids.
AUCGAACAUCCAUCUGAAUCUCAAUUGGGUUUCCUAGAAGCCCCUUUUCUAUCCAUUGACCACCCACUAUACGCCGUCGGCGCAGACUCGACCCUUCGUCUCCCGAGUGGAAAACCAUCCAUUUCACCUCAUCAACCCUUCUCUCUAUCGCAUGCCAACUCCUAUCUUUCAUACCCCCUAAUAUUGCACCACAAUGGCCCACCCCGGCACCCUCCACCGCUACACCCCCCGCCUCGUCGCCUUAGAGCACACCCCCACUACCCCACCAACCCACACCCUCCUCUGGAUCGGCGGCCUCGGCGACGGCCUCCUCACAGUCCCGUACCCCACCACCCUCUCCCACUCCCUGCCCCCCUCCUGGUCGCUGGCCGAAGUCCUCAUCUCCUCCUCCUACCGCGGCUGGGCCACCUCCUCCCUCGCCCGCGACGCCCGCGAGCUCGCCUCCUGCGUCGCCUACUUCCGCGCUUUACGCCCCGCCCCGGGGUCCAAGAUCGUGCUCAUGGGCCACUCGACGGGGUGCCAGGACAUCAUGGCCUACCUGAGCGCUUCCGGUUCCAAGAGCCGGCCGAAGCUCGACGGGGCGAUCUUGCAGGCUGGGAUAUCGGACAGAGAGGCGCUCGUGUCUGCGCUCCCGCCCGACGUUUAUGCGGAGAGCGUGAAGGUGGCGCAGGAGUGGGUGGAGCAGGGGAAAGGGGCAGAUGUCCUGCCGCUUUCUGUGACGACCAGGGUCUUUGGGAGCGCGGUUAGUGCGGACCGGUGGCUGAGCCUGACGUCGCCGGAUAAGAGGGGCGCGGAUGAUUAUUUUAGUAGUGAUCUUGAGGAUGCGCAGCUUGAGGAGACGUUUGGGAAGAUAGGGGAGAGUAAGACGCCGCUGUUGUUUCUGUUGGGCGGGAGUGAUGAGCAUAUGCCGCCGGAGGUGGAUAAAGGGGCUUUGUUGGAGAGGUGGGCGAGGGUGGUGAGGGACGGCGGAGGGGUUGUGGAUAAGGAGGCUGGAGGGGUGGUAGAGGGAGCGAGUCAUAACCUGGAUGGAGAUCCUGAGAAGGUGGUCGGGGAUUUGGUGGGAAGAGUGGGAGCGUUUUUGGGAAGGGUGGAGAGGGGAGAGCUGGGGGCGGUGGCGCAUCUGUAGGUAAGUUUAGACAUUAGGACUAUGAGAACGAGCUUCUCAGACGAUAACUUCAUGUGUGGAGAGAAGUGUAGAUGGGUGGGCAUUAUUGAUUCUAAGAGCACAGUCAUAAUAAGUAUACUACCCCUCAACACCCGAGAUGCAUGAGCAUCGCAACAUGCAAGC